AUGUCUGAUACCACCACCACCCCAACCUCCCCCCCUGCCCCCGCACCUCCUCCCUCCAAGGGGAACAGGCGCGGGCGAAAAGCCGGUCCCGCUGACAACUCUAACUCUGAAUUUGCCAACUUUCCUGAAGUAGAGUAUUUUAUUGCACCAGGACCGAGAGGAUACCCACCCCUGACAGAGUUCCUGGACAUCUGGGAAGUGGAUAUGAUGAGGAGAACUGAUGAGAGCAACAAGUUAGAGCACCACACUGCGCUCUACAACUCGGAACAUCUCGUCAUUCGCAGAGCACAAGAGUUCCAGAUCAAGCUGACCUUCAAUCGGCCCUACAAGCCCAAUGAAGACAAGUUUGCAGUGGAGUUUACCAUUGGCUCAAGUCCACAGUUCAGCAAAGGCACUUACAUCCCUGUAUUCUUCACAAAGGACCGUCAGAGUGCAUGGGCAGGCCGCAUCAUUGCAAGCUCAGAUAACGUCAUCACUGUAGGCAUCACUCCUGGAACAAAUUGCAUCGUGGGGAAGUACAACUUAUACGUUGCAGUGGUCACACCUUAUGGCGUCCGCAGGACACGACCAGACAAGAGCAGAGAGAUGUACAUCCUCUUUAACCCCUGGGCAAAAGAUGAUGCUGUGUUCCUGGAUGAUGAGAUGGAGAGGGAGGAGUGUGUGAUGAAUGAGAUGGGCAUCAUCUACCAUGGAGCUUACAACGACGUUGCUGAAAGAAGUUGGAACUAUGGACAGUUCAACUUUGGAGUCCUGGAUGCUUGUCUCUUCGUCUUGGAUCAGUCAGAAAUGCCCAUCAUCAACAGAGGAGACCCCAUCAAAGUGGCCAGACAAGCUUCUGCCAUGAUGAAUUCUCAAGAUGACAAUGGUGUGUUGGUUGGAGAUUGGAGUGGUGACUACUUCUACGGAGUGUCACCCACUUCCUGGACCGGCAGUACAGACAUCCUGAUCAGCUAUGCCAGAAGCAAAACACCCGUCCGCUAUGCUCAGUGCUGGGUCUAUGCUGGCGUCUUCAACACAUUCCUGCGGUGUCUGGGCAUCCCGUCUCGGGUCGUUACCAACUUCUUCUCUGCACAUGACAACGAUGGAAAUCUGAAGACAGACAUCAUCUUAGACGAAAACGGCAGAAUUGACAGAAACCGCACCAGGGACUCUGUAUGGAACUACCAUUGCUGGAAUGAGUGCUACAUGUCUAGGCCCGACCUCCCCCAGGGCUAUGGUGGCUGGCAGAUUGUGGAUGCAACUCCACAGGAGACCAGCGAUGGUCUGUACAGAUGUGGACCAGCAUCAGUCCAUGCAAUCAAACAUGGAGAGAUAUGCUUCCCCUUUGAUGCAGCCUUUGUGUUUGCUGAGGUUAACAGCGAUGUGGUGUUUUAUUCCCGAAGGAAAGACGGGACUAUGGAUCUUGUCAAAGUCAAUCGCACUCACAUAGGCCGCAUGGUUUUGACCAAAGCUCCAGGGGACGAGACUCGCCGUGACAUCACCAAUCAAUACAAGUUUCCUGAGGGCACCACAGAGGAGAGGACUGUCCUGGAAAAGGCAGAGGAGUACGGCUGCCAACGCAUAAAGGCUGACCCACCCCUGGCUGAUGUGGACCUGACUCUGCCAACUCUGGAGAUCAGUGUCGGCGAUGACUUUGAGUUGGAUCUGGAGUUUGUAAACCGUAGUAAGGAAAAGCGAACAGUGGAGGCUUACAUCAGCGGGAGUGUGGUUUACUAUACUGGUGUUUCCGGCCAUGAGUUCCUCUUCAGAACUCCUACUGUACAAAUUGGGCCACAAAAAAGUGUCAAGGAGCUGGUGCAGAUUGAGUCCAAAAAGUACAUGCAGCACCUGGUGGAACAGGGCAACCUCAACUUUAUUGUAACAGGGAAGAUCAAAGAGACGGGCAGGAUCAUCACUGCAACCAAACUUGUUGCUCUACACAACCCCAAACUCACUGUGGAGGUUUCUGGAAACGCCAAAGUGAAUGAAGAGAUGAUGGUGACUGUGGAGUUCACCAACCCCUUCAGCUUCAGCCUUGAAGACGUGAACGUUCGCAUGGAAGGACCUGGAGUCAUGCUGCCGAGACGCAAAACUUUCAGUCUGAUCCUUGGAAACUCCAAUCUGACCUGGACUGAGCAGUUCAGCCCUCUAAGGGCCGGCAAAACCAGGAUCAUUGCCACUCUGGACUGUCCUUCUCUGCGGCAGGUCGACGGUCAGGUGUCCUUUACUGUUGAACCCUGAGGAACGCCGCUAGAUGAGCUAGCAGCAAUCAGCCUCCCCUCCAUACUAUCUCUUAAAAAUGACCCCUUCAGUAAAACUUUAAUCUUAAGCUAAUAGGUUAGCCUAGUUAACCCUUUAACACCAGAGCUUUUGCUUCAGUGUUGACAUUCUUUGGACUACUGCAACUGUUUAACCAUGUACGCCAUAUUGAACAUAAUUGCAGUGCGCUGUUACAUGACACUUUGCUAACAAUAGUUUUUUUCACCAAAACUUGUGUUGCAUAUCUGCACAAAACGAAAAUCAGUGCAGAAGAUGGUGCAAAGACAACAUGCAAAUAUUGUUUUCUCCGCAUCAGAAUCAGAUUCACACCAUUCACAUAAACAGUCGAAGCAUACAGUAAGAACGACUAUCAUUUUUGAUGUUUUCAGCAACAUUUUCUGUAUCAAAGCGUUAAAACUUUGAUAAAUAUGUGGUAGUUUAAAAAUAGAUUUAAACAUGUUUGCCUAGAUUUCUGUUAAUUCCUGGCUGUCCUGCUGUUGGGCUGCAGCGUUGAUCACAAAAUUUAACCAGCAUCUGAUCCCAGUCAAAGUGAUCAAAGCUUUAUUAGACUGUUAACAUCAUGUAGGAUUUAGAUGAAUCUGUCUAUCGAAAAAAUUCACAUCAAGCAUCAUUUGUUCCCUGUUUUUAUUCUGUCUUGAUGAUAAAUGGAAGUAUAUAUAUUUCCUUAUAUAUUCUGGUAUAAUACUGCAUGCUUUCAAAAAAUUAAACUUCUUGUUAAAAUA
This is a messenger RNA of Oryzias melastigma (Indian medaka), 2981 nucleotides long. Its product is annotated as coagulation factor XIII A chain. Gene Ontology annotation, molecular function: protein-glutamine gamma-glutamyltransferase activity. The transcript is spliced from 14 exons. NCBI's taxonomy places the organism in Eukaryota, Metazoa, Chordata, Actinopteri, Beloniformes, Adrianichthyidae. The coding region runs from base 1 to 2220 and encodes 739 amino acids. The record is from RefSeq and is a predicted model, not a curated record. Gene Ontology annotation, biological process: blood coagulation, fibrin clot formation; peptide cross-linking.